Pocillopora damicornis (cauliflower coral) is the source of this 1548-nucleotide messenger RNA. RefSeq names its product HEPACAM family member 2. The record is from RefSeq and is a predicted model, not a curated record. Lineage: Eukaryota; Metazoa; Cnidaria; Anthozoa; Scleractinia; Pocilloporidae.
UCAAAGUGGAAAUAAUAUAGGAAAAACGAAGGACGACUGUUAAGGAGGGAAAAGAUGAACACGGAUUACAAAUUAUUAAAGACGUGUUGAAAAACUAAUCUUGUAAGAGGCGGCAGAGCAGCAAGGGCAGGGGAGGGCUGCAGCUCGUACAAGCGAAAAUUGGGAGGGGGGGCGGCUAAGCCCUCUACUCUUUAGUAUUAGCGAACGUCAAAUAAGAACUAAUUGAACGGUUUUGUUUGGUUGCAAACUCUUGUAAUCUUUUAGAAGUGUUCAUUCGCCAAAAGUAGCAGAAUUUCAUGUAACUGCAGCUAGUUUCUGUUCUUAUAAAUAUAUUUCUUUACAUCACCAGUCUGAACUUUAUGAAAUUCACUUUCCAGGCAUUUCAAUUGUCCGUCUUAAAUUAGUAUCCUCUCAUCUCAAGGGCCGUUUAAAACUGCGGUAGUAAAGAUGCAAAAGGCUUGUUAGUGGGUGUUGCUCCUUGUCUCAGUCAGUUUAUGAUUCGAUUUUAGAGUUGUAUAAAGCCUUCAUUUUUUUAAAACCAAUAAACUACCAGUCAAAUUCCAAGUGCACAUGCCACAAUACCAGCAGUUUGUAUUCUCCCAGAGCAUGUUGGGUUUUCUGUGAGCCGAGCGUGACAAUUCUUAAUGCAGGGGUCAGUACUUCCAUCUUCAAACAUCAUCAAACGAAUAGCUUUAUAAUAAUAUCCAGGAUUGAUGCUUAUCUGAUUUAACAUGCCCUCUGUUUUGAGUGAAGUUCCAAUCAUAGAAAAACACCCGGAAUCCUGUACAGUUCAGUUGGGAAAAGACUGCAAGCUUUUCUGCCAUGUUACUGGCAAGAAUCUCAAGUACCGCUGGUACAGAAGAUCUCGAUGCCUGGAGGGGGAGACCUCUUCAGUACUCCAUAUAAGGAAAGCCGCCAUGAAUGACGCUGGGCAGUACUCAUGCAUCAUAUCGAAUGACAAGGAAUCUGUGAUCACCUGGGCAACCGUUGACGUCAUUUCCGUUAUUUCAUCCCCUAAAGUUAGAUAGCAAAUUAGGAAGCGAAGUUUUGUUUCGAUUUUUCGUGCGAACUUGAAGAUAUAAAUAGGAGCCUUUUUGUAUACAUUCGUCAAUUACUUACUCUUCGUUAAUCGUUUGUCUCCAAGAAUGCUAGGUCAGUUCAGAGUCAAUUUGAUAAAUAAAGUGCAUUUCUAUUGAGUUUCGUGAAACUAGAGUAAUCAGAACAGCCAAUCGGAAGACAGGAAUAUAUCACAAGGAGCCGAUAACAUCGCCAAGAAAAAAGCGCAGGAAUACGCGAGUAAGCAAGUCGUGAUUCACUUUAGCUUUAAGCCUAGUUGCGUUAAAGAAUGGCGCGAGUUUUCUGAACCGAUAACAUAGAGCUACAACUAAAUUAAAGGAAUCCUGGAAUACUUUCGACGCCCUAUUUUAACUACGAACUUGACUCCAUUUCAUAGCAUAGGGAAGCCACAGUGCAGCCAAUUACUUUAAUACUUAAGGAGGAAACAGGUAAAUAGACAAGUGAAAUAAACGAACAAACCAAGCAGAGUAA